CCACAACCUUCUGCUCCCCCCAUAUGUCCCUCUUCCGCUGUCCUCCUUCACCUUGGCCAGCAACAGACGGAACAAAUACCAUCGUCGAUCCACCUCCGAAUCCCGGAAUCAUUUUUCGUCCUUCUAGAACCUGAACCCCUCCCUCAUUGUCUGCAUUCCAUCAUUGCAGAUCACAACCUUGUCACGCGCUUAUCCCCUACCUCAGCCUUUUCCAUACACAAGCCGACAUUCGCAUACCGCGCCAGCCAUUAUUAAUUACCCUGUCUCACCUGCUUGUGAAUCCCGAGCGGACCGCAAUCCUUAUCGGCGCCGCUCAGACUCGGAUUGUUAAUCAACCCCUCCAAAAGUCUAAAAAAAAUCCAGGCGCCAACACAAAAAAAAAACGACCAAGAAGAAAUAAAGGGUACUGCUGAAGAAGAAGCAAAAGAAGAAGAAAGAACUAUCUUGCUGGUACUGCGCAAUCAAGACCCUUCGCGACGCAAUCUUACUCUUGUCUACCGGGCUAUCUGAUCUUCGGCUACACUCACCAAGAAAACUUGUCAUCGACCACCAUAGCCACCGUCAUGACGAAGCUGAUUCUUUCCACGGGAAACAUUGUCUCGGGCGGUCCCUCCAUAAUCCGUAAACCAGGUGCCUACAGAUCGAAUCUCGAACUGACCAACUCACUGCGGAGCAAUUUCCUCGCUGCCCAGCAAGAUUACUCGCCCGCCGAGGACUCUUCGCCUAUCGACGAUGAGCCCGUCAACGGGAACGGCGUCUUGAACGGUCACUCAAACGGCUUCUCCCACAGCGACUCUGGUCGGCCCCGCAUCGAUGUGUGGACCGUCCGCGAGAACGAUGCUCUCUACAUCCCCCGCAUAGAUUGGUCCUAUUCCGGUCUGCAGGAGGAGCCCGACAACUACGACAUUACCGUCAAGCUCUUCUUCCUUCCCAACGCCCCCGCACAGGACCGCGCCCGGUAUGUUCAGGAUGCCUUGAGCCUCGUACGAAAGGAGCUGGGCGUCACGACAAUAGACCUGCUCAUCGCCUCGUUCCCCGGCAUGUCCUUUGAGGGCGACUGCGAAUGGGAGGCUGACAAGCGCAACGCCUCCCAGGGCAACAUCGACGAGGAGGCCGCGACGUGGACGGUGCUGGAGGAUUUGUAUAAGCGGGGCGAGGUCAAGGCCCUCGGUAUCUCCGAGUUCGGCACCGAAAAGCUGGCUAGGUUUAUCAAGAAGGUCAGCGUCCGCCCGGCCGUUGACCAGAUCAACAUCAAGGACUGCUGCAGCGUGCCGCCCACGCUGGUCAAGUUGGCCAAGGCGGAGGGCGUUGAGUUACUCGUCCACACCGACUGCACCGACAUCCUGCCCCGAGGCACCCUCCGCGACCUCCUCGGUCACGGCUUGCAGGGCGCUGGAGUCCUCGCCGACCCCGCCGAGGGCAAGGAUGGUCUUGAGGGCGACCUCACGCCGGAGUGGGUUGUCAAGUACACUGCAUUCGUGAAAGACCGGGGCGUGAUCGAGAAUAAGGGAUACUUCGCUGGCGCGGAGCUGGUCGAGACCUUGUAGGAGCGUACCUCCCGUGCUGUUUGGACACACUUCUUUCUUGAUACCACGAAUUGGUCACAUGGCCUAUAGAUACAUAUUGCAUAGCGUUUCUGAU
Colletotrichum destructivum is the source of this 1641-nucleotide messenger RNA. Its product is annotated as Putative NADP-dependent oxidoreductase domain, glutamate--cysteine ligase regulatory subunit. The record is from RefSeq and is a predicted model, not a curated record. Gene Ontology annotation, biological process: glutathione biosynthetic process. The transcript has 2 exons. Gene Ontology annotation, cellular component: glutamate-cysteine ligase complex. Lineage: Eukaryota; Fungi; Ascomycota; Sordariomycetes; Glomerellales; Glomerellaceae. Bases 564 to 1547 code for a protein of 327 amino acids. Gene Ontology annotation, molecular function: glutamate-cysteine ligase catalytic subunit binding; enzyme regulator activity.